Messenger RNA from Lates calcarifer (barramundi perch), 2775 nucleotides. RefSeq names its product beta-1,3-glucuronyltransferase 3 (glucuronosyltransferase I) (gene b3gat3). Gene Ontology annotation, cellular component: Golgi membrane. Bases 173 to 1183 code for a protein of 336 amino acids. The transcript has 8 exons. Gene Ontology annotation, molecular function: galactosylgalactosylxylosylprotein 3-beta-glucuronosyltransferase activity. Gene Ontology annotation, biological process: carbohydrate metabolic process; chondroitin sulfate proteoglycan biosynthetic process. The record is from RefSeq and is a predicted model, not a curated record. Lineage: Eukaryota; Metazoa; Chordata; Actinopteri; Centropomidae.
CCGGAAGUUGUUGGUACAUUGCUGCAAAAAAUGUCCUAGCUAAACCGAAUGAAUGGAAGCUGUUAUGCACUGAGGUGCCUUUGCUCACAUCUGUUCAAGAUGACAUGAACAUUUAAGCUCAUAAAUUAACCCUCUCGCUCCUGUCUUCCACGAAUUCCCGCCGCUGGGUACCAUGGCAACGAGGAUGAAGCUGAAGCUGAAGACUGUGUUUGUGCUCUACUUUAUGGUCUCCCUCCUGGGUCUUGUCUAUGCACUGAUGCAGCUUGGUCAACGCUGUGACUGCACAGAGCACGACCUGCCCAAAGACCGUACCAUAUCUCGACUGCGGGGGGAGCUGCACCGUCUUCAGGAGCAGAUAAGGAAGUCAGAGGCAACCAAACAACCCCAGAAACAGGCAGACAAGCCCUCUCUGCCCACCAUCUUUGUCAUCACCCCAACAUAUGCAAGGCUGGUGCAGAAGGCCGAGCUGACUCGCUUGUCCCAGACAUUCCUCCAUGUUCCCCAGCUCCACUGGAUUGUGGUGGAAGACUCGCCUCAUAAGACUCCACUAGUGACCGACCUCCUGGUGAAGAGUGGACUGACCUACACACACUUACACAUGCCCACUGCUAAGGACCGCAAACUCCAGGAGGGUGACCCCAGCUGGCUGAAACCUCGUGGAGUCGAGCAGAGGAAUGAAGGUCUACGGUGGCUCAGAGAGGACAGGAGGGCUCAGCCAGGUGGAGACAACCAGCAGGGAGUGGUUUACUUUGCUGACGAUGAUAACACAUACAGCCUGCAGAUAUUCGAAGAGAUGAGGAGUACCCAGCGGGUAUCAGUGUGGCCGGUGGGUCUGGUUGGAGGGAUGAAAUAUGAGAGGCCUGUGGUUGAAGGAGGAAAGGUGGUGCGUUUUCAUACCGGCUGGCGUCCCAGUCGCCCCUUCCCGAUGGACAUGGCCGGCUUCGCUGUGUCCCUCAAACUGGUUGUAGCCAAUCCAGAGGCUUGUUUCGAUGGAGAAGCACCAAUGGGCUUCCUAGAAAGCAGCUUCCUUCAGGGAUUAGUUACCAUGGACGAACUGGAGCCCAAAGCAGACAACUGCUCCAAAGUGUUGGUGUGGCACACACGGACAGAGAAACCGAAGAUGAAGAGAGAGGAGGCUCUGCAGGCUCAGGGACUGGGUUCAGACCCUGCUGUGGAGGUCUGAGGAACACACACACACACACACACACACACACACACACACACACACAAACAUAUUGUAAAGCAUAUUCUGCUGUUUAAUGCUGCAUAUGUAAUUCUGCAUUGUAAAUACUGUAAAACAGACAAAUAUCUGUUAAGAGGUGACGUUUAAAUUGAGCUGGUUAUGACUGUUUGUUUUGUUGUGUCAGGUAGUAAAUGUACAUGUGUGUAUAUAUUGAGUGAAUGUGUGUGUUAUUGUAACUGUGCUGGGUGUAUAUUUGUGAACGUAUCAGGGUUUUCUUUGGUUUUAGUGAGAUCGGCAUCUUUAUUUAGCAGUGUAGAGGAUGAGUACAAACAAUUGCCUGAUGGGGGCGCUAGUUUAAAAUUUGCAAAGCCAUGCUGCAGUUACACCACCCGAACAUUUCUGCUUAAAGCUGGAAGAACAAUCCGUCUGACGACAGACUUGCACAUUGUAUCAUUUCUGGGUUUUACAUGUUGUGCUCAAUGGAAAUCCUGCAUUCCUGGCAGCAGUUAGAUAUUUUUACGGCUGAGUUACAUCAGGUCUGGUUCUAUCUCCUGUCUGUGUUCCUUCUGUUGGUUGUACCCAGCUUUAUCAGUGCAGUUACCAACAUUUUGACUGAGAUACAGUUGCCAUGGAGUAUUAUUCAUGCAUGGCUUCUAUUUUUGUGGAAUUAGUGUCCAGUAAUACCGUAUUCAGUCACACAGAUGUUUUUUUAGUCACGUUUCAAAAAACUACAUCAUCAUCAGAGGCAUGAUCCUUCUCUUUAUUUAGAACUGUGGAGCAAAGAUAGUACUAAGGUGCAUUUGAACAAUAUUCACCAAAUAAACAGCAGCUAAAAAACAUGACAAACAGAGCAAAUCCUAGUGACUAAUUGUUGCCUUGUCUUUAUUACACUCCCAUACACCAGUGUUACAAACACAGCUAGUCCAACUUCGCAACACUAUGCUGCAACACAGACAUUACAAAUACAGAGAUGCAGUGGUUCCACACCCAGUGCAGCUUUAGUGUUACAGCUCAGCGCUCAAAUGCUGGUUUUCAAUAGCGUCAAAGGACAACAACAACUAGUUCUAACAGGCAUCUUUUUGUGUAUACUUUUAGUAAUGCUUUUUAGAAACAUAUAGUUUAAUAUAGUUUAGAAGCUCUGAAUAAGAGAACAACACUACUGAUGCUCAUAUUAAUUGUUAUGCAAUAACAGAAUGCAAAACACAUGUUACAUUUCCACACUUGAAUUUGCCUUUUAAUAGAUAAAAACUCCCUGGUAUUUUACAUUGGCAGUAUUUCAAAACUAUAUUUGAAAAAAAAAAAAAAAGCUUCAAGUAUAAGUUGAACUCAGUGUGUGCUGGAUUAUCUUUCACAACAGUCUCAGAAGUUGGAAGAAUGAAGAGCAAAGUAACAUUAAAGUUCAAACAAAGUGCUCCUCAGCUGCUGUUGUAUGAUACUGUAAAAACAGCUAGUGCCUGCUUACGUGUAAUUAGUGCCUGUAAGUCAGUUCUCUACUGGUGUAAAAUGUAUUUAUUACUGUAAUAUUCUUUACAUUGUAUAAUGUGUUCAUGUCUGUCCCUGCUCCUGAAAAUAAACCUAGUUAAUGUAAAGCA